GUCGAUAGCUGCCUAGAUAGCUGAAUAGCAUCCUAUUCAUCAUCUAGUUGAGCUCCAUGACACAUAGCAAGUUUAACUAAUUUUAUAUUUUCUUUUACUAUUUCUUAUAACUAGAAGAAUAGAGAGAGAGAAUAAGAUAAAUAAGAAAUAAAAAAAAUUAAGAAAAGAAGUAAAAAGAAGAAAUAGAGAAAAAGAUAUAAAAGUAAGAGAAUAAUUAAAAGAAGAAUAAAUCAAAAUAGAAAAAUGAUUACAAAAGAGCCUGCACAACCAGAGGCGGGUGCUGUAAUGGGGGGCGUACGUGCGUUGUUCCCUGCGACAGGAACCGGGUUAUGAUCGAGGGAUCUCAGGAAUGGACACACUGAACAAUCUAGCAAAACGAUAUAACGAUAAAAGGAAACACAACGACGAAGGAGCCUCGCUCCGCUCUAUACAAUGACGACGAUACUAGUGAAGCAACCUAGAAACCAAAAGAAUGCUCUCUUUCUCGUAACUAUCUGGGAGGGAACCCUCCUUUAAGUACUCCGGCCGUGGGAUCCACCAUACAUUAGUAUUACAGGAGUACAGAACUUUCCUAAUAAGCAGUACUGCUCUGAAGCAAAACGGCCGCGCAGAAGACGCAACCCUGGAGCGCUACCGAGAAAAACAAUGGAGAGUAAACCUGUUUUGACAAAACACGCCACCGGGAAAUGUGCGAACACAUUCCAAAAUCUUUCCAACAGCGACAAAACCACCGCGGAUGAGGCGCAGGAGAUCUUUGGCCGGGGAAUUCUACGCAUUCAACCGCAUGGUCAUCGAUGUACUUACUCUUUUACAUUCCUUCCAGAGGCUGUUUACAGCGAACUACCGUCACCACCACCGCGGGUGUCUCCUGAGCAUUCAACAUGCUCCGAUAGUCGCUCUCAGAGCCAGUCUUCGCGACGAGCAACGCGCAGACGGCAAUAUAAGCGAAUACCUUAUACACCCACAGAGAAUCAACGUUUGACCGAGUUGAGAGGUCAGCACGGUCUUCCCUGGCGAGAAGUUGCGAAACAUUUCAAACAUCGGACCCAGGCAUCUCUCCAGGUUCAAUAUUCCAAGAUACAUCGUGAAGCUGUGGAGUAUACAUCAGCUUUGCCCAUGGGAUACAUUGGACAUAGGACAGAUGAUUAUCUGGGAUUUGCUUUGGACCAAUGCAAGAACAGAUUCAUACGUCACAUCAAUCUGUAUUUAGAAUGGUUAACUUAUUGCCAGCGAAAGAAAAAUUAAGA
Molecule: messenger RNA, 1247 nt
Organism: Monascus purpureus
Lineage: Eukaryota; Fungi; Ascomycota; Eurotiomycetes; Eurotiales; Aspergillaceae
Source: the annotation of a GenBank genome assembly